AUGGCGCCGACCCCGCUCGCCCGAUAUUGGCCGCUGGUGCUCAGCGCAGCCGCUCUUCUGGCCGCCCCAGCGCUGGCCAGCUCCGACAGCGAUGACGACAGCGUCGACUACGUGCGCUGCACGACGUUCGCGCAGUGCUGCGAGAUGUGGGGCGAGGACUCGAAGCGCUGCGAGCGCGGGCCCUGCACGGGCACGUGGAUCAUGCGCAAGUUCUUCUCGCUCAGCAUGCCGCUCUACAGCGUCACCUUCUGGGAGGUCGUCUACACGGUCUACAGCAUGGUGCCGUACCUCGUGCUCAUCACCAUCAUUGUCGAGGCGCUGCUGCGCUCGCGCUGCUACACGCGCGUGUUCGCCAUCCUGCUGCCCAUUAUCCUCACGGUGCUCAACACCGUCAUCCUGGUCAAGGUCCUGGGCGACUGCGACGACUGCCCACGCCCGCGCGGCUCGUGCCUCGUCAGCAACGGGCUGCCGUCGGGCCACGCCACGAACGCCAUCGGCCUCUGGAUCUGGAUCGUGCUCGAGGCCAUCGUGGGGGUCGGUGAGCGCGUGCGCCGGUGGUCCGUGGGGCGCAAGGCCGUCGUCGUCUUCUUCGCGACGCUCGUCCUGACGCCUGUGCCCUACAGUCGCUACUUCCUGGGCGACCAUACGGCGCUGCAGGUCUCGGUCGGCUCGGCCGACGGCCUCGGGCUGGGCGUCGCCUACUUCUUCUUCAUCCGGUGGGAGGGCAUGCACCGCGCCGUCGACGCCCUCGCGCGCUUCGUGGCGCGCUACGUCAAGUUCGAGAUCAAGGACGACUUCUACCUGACCCCUAGCCAGACGGCGGCAGCUUCCGGAGACGACGCGACCAUCGCGGACGACAGCAGCGAGAGCGAGAACGCUGGCGCCAACGGCGCGCACGCAGCGGAGAAGGAGAUCCAGACGCCCUAUGUGCAGGCGUUCAACACGGGCAGCAUGAAGACAGCGUACAGCUCGAGCGAUGACGGCCAUCCUGACCGCAGCGCGGACGGGAACGUGGAGAAUCUCAAGUUCGAGGAGACCGAGCGGGCAGAAGCUCAUGACGACAAGCAUCGGAGGCCUUCGGUGUUCCGCGUGGGCUCGCGAGUUGAGCGCGAGCUGGAUGGACUUUGGUUCCCAGGCACGAUCACCGACGCCGAGCCGAACAGCGACUGCUAUGAAGUCGAAUACGACGAGGAUAUGAACCGAGAAGGCGAAGUCUCGGCCACGAAGAAGGAGCUGACGGCGCACCAGCGAGAAAUGCUGCGGAAGGACUCGCUGCUGAUGCAGACCCCAGACUACGACCCGAACAAGGCCCCGACGGUUGUGCUGCAUCACCAAGGAGAAACCAACGCAGCGGCGGGAUACAUCAUCAACGGGCUCGAGAACAACGUUGCCACCGGCAAUGGACUGCGCGGUAUCCGGUGGUUGCGAGGCAACUCAUUUUGA
Molecule: messenger RNA, 1443 nt
Organism: Phytophthora sojae
Lineage: Eukaryota; Oomycota; Peronosporomycetes; Peronosporales; Peronosporaceae
Exons: 4
Coding region: 1-1443 (480 amino acids)
Source: RefSeq, a predicted model, not a curated record